This is a messenger RNA of Macrosteles quadrilineatus (aster leafhopper), 649 nucleotides long. RefSeq lists its product as uncharacterized. The transcript is spliced from 3 exons. The coding region runs from base 36 to 605 and encodes 189 amino acids. The record is from RefSeq and is a predicted model, not a curated record. NCBI's taxonomy places the organism in Eukaryota, Metazoa, Arthropoda, Insecta, Hemiptera, Cicadellidae.
AACAUUCACACCCAACACUUCCAAGAAAAUUCAUAAUGUGUGACGACAGCAAGUGGGCAACGAACAAAGAUGGGGGUGUUAAAAGUCCAGCGGCAAAAACCAAGGGCAAACCUUCGGGCAUCAAGGACAUGAAGAUUUGCAAUCAGCUGGACAGAACCAAGUGGUGUCAGAAGAUACCGAAAGGUCAUGACGAAGAUGCGUGUCAUAUGAUGUCACAGAAACGCCGGUGUGUUCUGCAGAUGAUGAAGAAACUGGUGGACGAGCAUGUAAACAGUCCAGUUUGUCCAGAAUGGGACACAUCGACCACUUGUGAAAACACCCCUGGACCCUACAGGUUUGGAGUUUAUAAGUCUGGCAACGACGACAACUACAAGAUCAUCGCGAGUCAGAUGACAGCUAGUGGAUGUGAGUGUAUCAAGAGGAACGGUCUCCAGGACGACUGUAGACUCCCCAGGUGCCGAGGGUCACCUUCCUGUAGGAUCACCCCGUUCCCGAGGUGCGAACCGUUCCUGGGAGUCCCUGUACAGAAGACAGGAGUUCCUGCAGUAACAGCGGCCGUGGGAUACGGGGAUGAAUGCCGAUGUCCUCAAACUGCUAGCCAGUAAACACACUCUUCAAUUGUUGAUUAAAACACAAUUCCGAAAGAUUA